Molecule: messenger RNA, 3316 nt
Organism: Durio zibethinus
Lineage: Eukaryota; Viridiplantae; Streptophyta; Magnoliopsida; Malvales; Malvaceae
Product: vacuolar-sorting receptor 1-like
Molecular function (GO): calcium ion binding
Source: RefSeq, a predicted model, not a curated record
UUUUUUUCAGUUAUUCUUCAACCUGUUGAAUGUUUCCUGCUUCAUUGGUAAUUCAAAUAUCUUGGGUUGUUUUUGUUUCAUACCAGCAUGUUCAUGUUAUUUCUACUGACAAUUACAAAUUUCUUGAGGGAUUUGGCAAUAGGUAUUUAAUUAGCCAAAUGGUAUUGAUAAGUCAUACAAAUAACAAAGUUAGUCAAUUUAUCAUCUUUCAAAUUUGGGUUUUUUUAACUUGAUUUCUCUUCCAACCAUUUGGACAUCAUUCACAUUAGAACAUUAGCGGGGUGGCCAUCAAAAGCUAUGGUGAAUAACAGCUAAAGAUAUGUUGUUACAACAGUUGUAUCAUAAAUUUUUAUCAGUGUAUUCAGCGUCUAAAUAAGACGUGAGAUGCAUGGAUCACUAAAUCCUCCAUGAAAGAUUGCUGAAAAGAUAAAGGCAAGCAAGAACCUAUUUAACUUUCAACUUUCCCUAUGACCUCCUAAAUAUGACAUCCUAUUUAACUUCAUAGGAUGUGAAGAAUCCUAUGAAGGUAUGAAAUGAUUUUCAUUUUUAUUGGAACAAGUGACAUGACUCAAUUGUCUAUGAUUAUGGCCCUUUUUAUAAUUAUUGAUUGAGACAAACUGAGAAAAUCCUUUUCACAGUUGUCGUAGAUAAUGUGUUUGAUGAAGAUAUGUACACAAUAGGGGUCGUUAAUUUCUUAGUACUUUCUUUGUCUUUUUGUAGUGUAGUAUAAAUUGAUAACAUAUAUGGCCAAAGCCCAAUCAUUUUCUCAAACAUUGGAUUAUCAAAUCAAAAUCCUUUUGCACAGUUGUUGCAGAUAAGAUGUUUGAUAAAGAUAUAUACACAAUAAGGGUUGUUAAUUUCUUAGUACUUUCUUUGUCCUUUUGUAGCAUAGGAUAAAUCGAAACAUAUAUGGCCAAAGCCCAAUCGUUUUCUGAAACAUUGGAUUUCUCAAAUCAAAACCUUGAAACAGCUUAAAACUUCUUCCAACUCUUGUUCUCUUUCUCCUCUGGAUUUUCUCUCUAUAAAACACAAAGACGAAAAGGAAAUAUCACCUCAAGACCUAGGAAACGUAACCAGCAAAAGAAGGUGGCUUUUAUGCUAAGUUAUUGAUUGAAAGAUUCCCUAUCUUGGGUUAUUAUCAGAAAAAUUUCUGUUAUGCGUCGAGAAAGAUGAGAGAAACGUUUGGGUUUUUAGUUUGCGUAUGGAUUUUGUUAUUGGGGAAUUGUUCAGGGAGGUUUGUAGUGAAGAAGAACAGCUUGGAAGUGACAUCACCAGAUUCAAUCAUAGGAGUUUAUGACUGUGCGAUUGGGAAUUUUGGGGUUCCUCUGUAUUCUGGAACCUUGUUUGGUACGGUUGUUUAUCCCAAAGCAAAUCAAAGAGGAUGCAUGAUCUUUGAUGAUUUUGACAUAUCCUUUAUAUCAAAGCCUGGUGGACUUCCCACUCUUCUCCUUGUUGAUCGUGGAGACUGUUUCUUCACCUUGAAGGCAUGGAAUGCUCAGAAAGCUGGAGCUGCUGCUAUUCUUAUUGCGGACAGCAUGCAUGGGCCCUUGAUUACCAUGGAUACCCCUGAAGAAGAGAAUGAUUGGUCCGAGUACCUGCAGAACAUCACCAUUCCAUCAGCCUUCAUUAGUAGAGCACUGGGGUACAGUAUCAAGAGGGCCUUAACUUUUGGGGAAAUGGUUAAUAUAAACCUGGACUGGAUGGAGUCUCUUCCAGACCGGAUGGAAUCUCUUCAACAUCCUGAUGAGCGAGUUGAGUAUGAGUUUUGGACAAGUAGCAAUGAUGGUUGUGGGCCAAAGUGUGAACGCCAGAUAGAAUUUGUCAAGAACUUCAAAGCAGCUGCUCGAAUACUUGAGCAGAAAGGGUACACACAAUUCUCCCCACACUAUAUAACUUGGUAUUGCCCUGAACCUUUUAUUUUGAGUGAACAGUGCAAGUCACAGUGUAUCAAUCAUGGGAGGUACUGCACCCCAGAUCCUGAGCAAGACUUCAGUAAAGGAUAUGAUGGUAAAGAUGUUGUGGUUCAAAAUCUUCGCCAAGCUUGCUUUUUCAAAGUUGCUAAUGAAAGUGGAAAGCCAUGGCUCUGGUGGGAUUAUGUUACAGACUUUGCUAUCCGAUGCCCAAUGAAAGAGAAGAAGUAUACCAAAGACUGCGCAGAUAAAGUUAUCCUGUCUCUUGGUGUUGAUCUCACUAAAAUAGACAAAUGUAUUGGAGACACUGAAGCUGAUGUGGAUAACCCACUUCUUAAAGCUGAACAAGAUGCACAGAUUGGCAAAGGCUCCCAUGGAGAUGUAACCAUACUGCCAACUCUUGUGAUAAAUAACAGACAGUAUAGAGGGAAGUUGGACAAACGAGCUGUUCUCAAGGCAAUUUGUGCAGGUUUCGAAGAGACCACAGAACCAGCAAUAUGUUUAAGUGAAGAUAUAGAAACUAAUGAGUGCUUAGAAAACAAUGGUGGGUGCUGGCAGGACAAGGCAGCUAACAUUUCUGCAUGCAGGAAUACCUUUUCGGGAAGAGUGUGUGAGUGCCCGAUAGUUAAUGGUGUGAAGUUUUAUGGAGAUGGUUACAUGCAUUGUGAAGCUUCUGGUGCUUUACAUUGUGAAAUCAACAAUGGAGGAUGUUGGAGAAAAACACUGGAAGGAAGGACAUAUUCUGCUCGUAUUGAUGAUCAUUCCCAUGGUUGCAAGUGCCCGCCUGGAUUCAAGGGUGAUGGAGUCAACAGCUGCAAAGAUGUUGAUGAGUGCAAGGAAAAGCUGGCCUGCCAAUGUCCUGAGUGCAAAUGCAAAAAUACCUGGGGCAGUUAUGAUUGCAGCUGUAGUGGUGGUUCAUUGUACAUACGAGAGUAUGACACAUGCAUCAGUAAGGAUUUUAAAACAGAGGUAAGCUGGGGCUCUGUUUGGGAAAUAAUUCUUGGUAUUGUUACAAAAAAAGAAUCCAGAGACACAUGGAUUCGGAGACUUGGGCUGUAAUGGCACGAUGCAUUCUAAUGGAUAAUAAACCCAAUAACGUUCACCAUCCAGAUAUCUAAAAGCAGCCUGGUCUCCCUACUUAUCCAGUUGGAAGUUGGUUCCUUUUUUGACGAUGUAAAUCUAAAUUAUAAAGCGAUGGACAUAAUUCCUGUGUAUCACAGGAAAUGUUUGGUGUUUUAUCUUUUAUAUAAAUUCCUAUAUGAUUUGCAUUUAUGCUCCAUUUCUUAAGUUGCACUGUUAUUUGGCUUGUCUUUACUUUAGGAACAUGACAUCAGUAACAGCGUAUAUUUUUAUAUUUACUACUGCUUAUCAGAUCAAUUGCUUGGAAUCAAUAAAAUUCACAUUGG